This is a messenger RNA of Plasmodium inui San Antonio 1, 774 nucleotides long. RefSeq lists its product as hypothetical. The transcript is spliced from 3 exons. The record is from RefSeq and is a predicted model, not a curated record. Lineage: Eukaryota; Apicomplexa; Aconoidasida; Haemosporida; Plasmodiidae. Bases 1 to 774 code for a protein of 257 amino acids.
AUGAGUGAAGGCAAAAGGACGGUGCUCCUGGCGAAGAAAAAACAUGACGAGGGAGCGACCGCCGUCACGAACAAAAACAUCCUCUUCAAGGAGUGCAAAAAUGCAAACGAAUUUCGGGAGACCUUUAUCAACAUCGAAACGGACUACAGUCUCGACAGUGAAAAAGAAAAAAACAACAUCCCGUUGCUGAAGGUAUUUAAAAAAAAGUUAAGGGAAGAGAAGGCUUGCACUAGAGUAUUGAUCCUCUUCCAAACAUCGAAGGAAGCAAGUAGCAGGAAUCGUCUGAAGGAGCAUCUGCUGAGCGUACUCGAGAAGGAUUACAAGAGAGCCAUCACCGGUGUGUGUAUCUUUCUACACGUUCACUCCAUCAUGCUGCUGGAAUGUUUGGAGACGAAAAAUGUCUUUUCUUUUAUCAGACAGCUAAACGGGGUGAAAAAUCUAUCCGGGGUGCAAAUCUUAUAUUUCAGCGAACUGAACAAGAAGAGCGUGACGGACGACUUCGCCUUCUUUGAGUACACUAAGGAACAGCCCAAUGCUGCGGCCCUCUCGGGAGAGCCGAACUACGUGGAAGAGGUCUGGGAGCUGUACAUAACCACUCUGCAGUUCUGCUGUCUCGUGAAGAACACCACAGAGAGCCAGGGAAUCUUCGACAAAAACGAAAACAUUAAAAAGAACUUCGCCAUGUUGCCCCAUUUCUAUAGCGACGCCGCGAGGAAGUACGUCUGGACCGUCGACGAUGGUCCGAAUUAUGCCACUCCUCCUACACAAUAUUAG